Molecule: messenger RNA, 1371 nt
Organism: Aspergillus brunneoviolaceus CBS 621.78
Lineage: Eukaryota; Fungi; Ascomycota; Eurotiomycetes; Eurotiales; Aspergillaceae
Exons: 1
Coding region: 1-1371 (456 amino acids)
Source: RefSeq, a predicted model, not a curated record
AUGCCCUCCGCCUGGGACUUUAUCUGCGAUGACUCCACCGAACUCGACAACUUCUCGUUCUUCCAGUCCGUGACCACUUCGACACUAGCUGAAUUCUUUGACCCCGGAUUCUGGUCCGAUCAGUUGUUGCGGUUCGCCCACCAUUAUCCGGCCCUCUGGCACGGCAUGACCGCUCUGGCCUGCCUGCAUCGAGACUAUGUCGGCCAGGAUGUUCGCUUCACUGCGCCCGGAGCACGGGAGAUUCGCAGCAGGCGAUUUGCAUUGAAACAGUACAACAAAUCCAUCCAGGCGCUGUCGGAACUGUGCUCCAAGCCCGUUCUAGGUUUGGAAGAUCGCAUCGUCGUGCUGGCCACCUGUGCGAUUUUCUCGUCCAUGUGCGUCUUGCAGAGCCAGCAGCACCAGGCGUACAUGCACAUUCGCAACGGGCUGAAAAUCAUCUCCGAAUGGGAGUUCGACUACCAGGAAGUGACAGUGUGCGGAGACUAUGUGGCCGCCAGUAUGCUGGUCCUGAUCUUUACUCGCCUCGACUCCCAGGUCAUUCCCUAUAUGUUUGCCUGCGACGACGCUACGACGUGGAUUGACCGUCAGGUGGUCCCACUGUAUGCCCAUGCCACAUUCCUUACUCUCUUUGACGCAUACGUAUCUAUCGAAGCGAUCUACAAUGGUGUGAUGCGGCUGAUGUGGAGGUUCAACAAACGGGGCGCGAAUUAUCGCCCCAUCCCUCUCCCAGACCGCGAGGCACAGCUGCAACUCUUACAGGCGUGGGACCAACAACUGGCCAUUGUUUUGGAGACGUUAUCGGCAGAAGCCCGGAAAUCCAAGGCAGUGGACCUACUGAUGGUGCGCCGGACUCUGGCCGGGCUCUUCUACCAUGUUGAUCUCGCUCCCGGCGAAUUGGCCGCCGACCUUUAUCUUGCGGAGAGUGUGGAGCUCGUGGACCGGGUCGCGCGGAUCCUGGGAGAUGGGGGCAAUGUCCAUCUGCAGCGUACCAAGGCAGCGUACACUCUCGAGACUGGGAUAGUUGAGCCUCUGUUCUGGGUGGCUGUCCGGUGUCGCGAGCCGCAAGUGAGACGCCGAGCGCUGAGGCUGCUCCGACAGUAUCCCCGCCGCGAGGGUAUCUGCGACGGCAUUGUGGCGGCGGGGACGGUCGACAAGCUGAUCGAAAUCGAGGAGACAGGGUGCCCCCGCGCACGUGGUGAUCCAGAGAAAGCAAGUCCCUGCAAUGAUGGACAGUGGGUGUGUGAGAAACAUCGUGUCUCGACGUGGGACUUCGUUCUGCGGUCCGAAAGCGAGGUUGCCGUCACGUACAGGACGGUGGAGGACUUUGCUCUCGACCGCCCGGGGACAAAGCUGUUGUAUUCGUGGUGGUAG